Molecule: messenger RNA, 887 nt
Organism: Rhagoletis zephyria (snowberry fruit fly)
Lineage: Eukaryota; Metazoa; Arthropoda; Insecta; Diptera; Tephritidae
Gene: PHDP
Product: Putative homeodomain protein
Biological process (GO): regulation of transcription by RNA polymerase II
Molecular function (GO): RNA polymerase II transcription regulatory region sequence-specific DNA binding; DNA-binding transcription factor activity, RNA polymerase II-specific
Source: RefSeq, a predicted model, not a curated record
UCAUAAAUACCAAUACACAAUAAAUAUGACAAACAAAUAAUCAAUGAAAGGCAUUUUUUUUUUUGGAAGUUGUGCCAAAAAUCCUCAUGUUUGUGAAAUAUAAUAGUGGUUUGGAAAAUAAAAUGAACCCUCAGACGAAUUUCUUUCUAAACACAGAAAGUUAUUUGCGAUCUUUUGAUAGAAUUUCUAUUGAAAAUAAUAAAAUUGCGGACUGUCCAACAACUUUGUGCCAUCCGAAAAGUGAAAAAUAUCGCGCAGAAUCGCUUAAAAAUGACACCGUCGUGAGUUCAAAAUCAGAAAUAAGUGGUUCAUUAUUAUAUUUUGGAUAUAAUUCUGAUGAUUACGAACGUGGCUUAGAAUGGUCAACGAGUAGCUAUAAUCCCAUCCCAUUCUACAAAGAUAAACAAAAACAACGACGGGUUCGAACGACAUUUACGUCCAAACAACUCAAGGAAUUGGAAAAAAUUUUUCAAGAGACACAUUAUCCUGAUAUUUAUACACGCGAGGAGAUCGCAAUGAAAAUAGAGCUUACUGAAGCGCGUGUGCAGGUUUGGUUCCAAAACAGACGCGCCAAAUUUCGCAAACAAGAACGUCAAGUCAAUAUUGUUUGCCCCAAAGCAUCCGAGAUUUCACAAAAGCAAUUGCAAAAUCCUUUCGAAACGAGUUCUAAAUGUCUUUCGCCGUUUAUGAUGUCGACACUUCUUUCAACGGAAUCAACUUCGAAAUCUUUACAAUUGAUUAAAUGAAAAUAAAAACUAACUAAAUUAAUUAACUUUUGUAAGCUGACGAGUGCGUAAAUACAUAUAAUUUUAUAUGUGCAAUAUGUACAUAUGUAACUAUAUAGUAUUCAGUAAACGAAUUGAGACUUUCCACCAUAAAAAGCCAAG